AAAAGUAAGGAAAAUUGACACACGCAGCGGAGGUGCAUCUUUGUCAGCCGUUUCGUAGUUCUUUUUUUUCAAACGCCAAAAGCUUUCAAUGACGAUGGAAAAUCAGGAAGAAAUAUUGAUGCUGCUGGAGCGUUUUACCAAAUCGAAACAGAAGGACAUCCCGCGCGAACUCGAGGACUACCUAAACUUUGUCGCACGCACGGGCGAUACACUUUACCGCUGGGUACUGGUGAAGCCGCUAUUCCGCGAAAAGCUAGUGAAUGUAAUUACCGACUUUCAUCAUAGCACACCUAGCAUUGCAGAUAUUCCCCAAUGUCCCAACGUCGAUCCGUUCAACUUCGAGAGGAUGAAGCGGGCGCUGUUGGAGCGGAUGGAUUCCUUCAAUUCCGCUCCCUUCACGGUGCAGCGUAUCUGCGAGCUGCUUACGGAACCGCGCAAACAGUACACCCGUAUUGAUAAGUUUAUGCGAGCGGUGGAAAAGAAUAUUUUAGUGGUUAGCACACAGGAACCAGGUCGCCGUCGCAGUGACAGUGAGAAUGGCGAUUCACUCGAUUCGAUCGUAAACGGUGAUCUGGAAGUGAACGUUGAUAUCGAAAUGGACAACGAGCAGUUCCAUCUGGAAGCGGACGCUUUGCUGCCGGACUCGAGCGACCCAGUCAGUUCACUGCACGGCUCGCUCGCGGACGUAGGCGCUUCGCAGCGCGCUUGCGAAGGAAACGAAAUCAACGGUGGACGGGUUGUUGGCGCCUUCAUGAACAACGAUGCCGGAAAUCAAACUGCCAAGGGUGGAUUGAAUUCCGAUGGACAUCAAAGUGUUAUUGAUACGAAUGAAAAUGCGACCGAUGGAGAUAUAGCGGCACCGCUGCUUGAAGCUUCCCUUGAAUCAUCCUCCUCUGUGGCGGACGCCGCCGUCCAGUCCGGAAAGGAUGAUGAGCUUGAAAAAGAAUCGCUGCAUGAGCCAACGUCGAUCAAUGAGGAGGACGCUAUUAACACGGACGCACCCGCACAAACAGCUCGGGAGGAAGAAACCGGAACAACCGCACGGGACACUUUAGUUCCAGCAGAUAAACCAAGCGCGGACUCAGCAGUGCACGAAGCGGUGGCAAAGCAACACGAGGAAAAGGAAGAAAAUAUAGACGUAAUUAAAUCUCAAGCAAAUUCAGCUGGCGGGGAAGAUGAAAAGGACACCAUCGUUCAGGAAGACGAAGAGCCGAAAGCUAAAAUGGUGAAGUACGACGAUGAUCCACUUCCGGCGCAAUCGAUCUCAUGCACCACCACCACCACCACUACCACCAGCGUUAUCAAGGCAGAAGUACAUGCUUCCGAUGUAAGUGAUGCUUUGUCCACACAACCGGAAAGUGAACAAGCCGUUGAAGAAAAAACCACAGAACCAAACCCUUCGAAGCUAGCGGAUACUUUAGACGAAACAGUCAAAGAAAACACCACAAUUGAAAGCGGUUCCGUUGUUUUGGGGGAACAAACAGUCAUAGCUAGUGACGGCGGAAAUGGGGAGGAAGCUGAUAGCGUUACCCUAAAUGCAAGCAGCGCAACCGGUGACGUUGAUCGCAAAGAACAUUCCAAGAGUGACCAAGAGGCCGAAUCAGUAGCACCAACCAUUACUACCGUCGUUUCGGAGCCAUCUGUGACGAUUCCGCAGGAAGCAGACUCGACUGAACAAACCGCCACAAACGCGGCUGAGAUGGAAGCAUCCUGCGCAGAACCGACGAUACAGGUGGCAGGAGAAGAUGAUCGUACGACGGCACAGCAGCUAGAAAUGGAACUGGCAGCGGUAGCCGCGGCCGCAUCGGCAGCUACACCUUCUGAGAUUGUUGUAGAAGAAGUGGACAUGACUGGCGAACCGGGAGCAACGGAAAUGGCCGAAGAAGACACAAAAGCGGACGACAAUGUGAUGGACAUUGACGAAUCGAGCGUGGAGAUGAUGGAUCAGUAGAUUCGCCGUCUCUCUUCUUCUCUCACUGACCACCAUGCGGUGCGGAUCGCUGUCUAAUCGAGAACAACCCGAUUGCGCGUCUAUUGACCGAGACAGCUGCUCGUCUGUUGUAUUAAUGCUAAUCUUAAAUGGAUCGAUUUUUUAAAAGGACAAAUAAACUAAACAAACACUACCAGAUACAAGA
This is a messenger RNA of Anopheles funestus (African malaria mosquito), 2135 nucleotides long. It is a transcript of the gene PPP4R2r, whose product is annotated as serine/threonine-protein phosphatase 4 regulatory subunit 2. The transcript has 3 exons. Gene Ontology annotation, biological process: protein dephosphorylation. Gene Ontology annotation, cellular component: cytoplasm; nucleus; protein phosphatase 4 complex. Gene Ontology annotation, molecular function: protein phosphatase regulator activity. Bases 89 to 1951 code for a protein of 620 amino acids. The record is from RefSeq and is a predicted model, not a curated record. Lineage: Eukaryota; Metazoa; Arthropoda; Insecta; Diptera; Culicidae.